Molecule: messenger RNA, 1748 nt
Organism: Erpetoichthys calabaricus (reedfish)
Lineage: Eukaryota; Metazoa; Chordata; Cladistia; Polypteriformes; Polypteridae
Gene: pglyrp6
Product: peptidoglycan recognition protein 6
Exons: 5
Coding region: 125-1636 (503 amino acids)
Biological process (GO): defense response to Gram-positive bacterium; detection of bacterium; peptidoglycan catabolic process
Molecular function (GO): peptidoglycan binding; peptidoglycan immune receptor activity; zinc ion binding
Source: RefSeq, a predicted model, not a curated record
UUCCGCAACAUUUGCCCGUCUGUACUGAAACGUGCCAAAUGCCCCGCUGAUAAUAAAAAAAGAAAAGGCCAACCCAGCAGCGUUAGAUUCAUCUAACAGGAACACUGAAUGGUUUGAAGACAAGAUGGUUACUGCACACUUUGCAUUUCUUCAGCUCCUGCUGCUGUCACUCCUACUUGCCUCAGGGGUAGCUAUGCCCACCGAGGAAGGUGUUCCCUCCUUCCAUAUGGACAACGUGAUCCAGAUCAUAGAAGAACUUGAGCGCCUCAACCCGCAAUGGGAGAUCCUCGACACCGUGCAGUACUUUCGCCAGUGGCACAACUACAACAAUGCAUACCUGGAACAUCUUUUGGGCAAGCUGUCCCCUGCCAGUCAAGGCCUGAAACAAGAUCCUAAAGAGCCUCAAGGCAACCCAAUGGGCCAAAAAUUUAGCCCCAGUUAUUCAAGCUUCCUUGUGAAGGUCUUAAAGCACCAGGUGAUUGGAGAUGUGGAGAGUGGUGUGGUUUUAACACCAGAUGGAACCUCUGUGGCUGUAUCUCCUCUCAUAAUUGGCAUAGAAGCUGGCCUGAAACGAAACACCCGUGUCAUAACAGGCCUGGACAGUCUGAUUGCAGCAACACUAGGGAAAGAUCUUGGCUUGUCUCUCCUUAAUUUCCGCAAUGGCCUUCAGAGCAAAGCAUUGGGUCCCAAUGGCUGUUGGGAUAAUAUUUCUAGGGCCCAGGUUUACGUCCUUCUGGAUGAUCCUUCUCCAGUAACCGAUGCCUUUAUCAAUGGUGCAAUGGACGGAGUGGUUUUGGGUGCCCACCUUUCAAUACCUGACAAGCCCAACUCUUACAAUCUAAGUGCCUUGUUGAAGGACUACUACGUCUCCAGUGGGACAAAGAAGCCAAAGAAUGAUGUGGACCUGAGGAGCAAUUUCAGGCGCAGUCUUUUUGCCGCUCUGGUCAAUGUCAGUGUCCUGCAAGAUCAGGCUCUAGCGUCUGUCCUUCUGUACAAGAACCUAAGCAGUGAUUCUCAUCUAGUGGCUUUGGACGAAACACGUCUGCAUGACCCAGUGAAGCAAGGCAUACAGGAGUUCUACGAAACAUACGUUGAAUGUCCUACUAUUAUCCCCCGCUGCAUGUGGGGGGCUCAGCCCUAUAAAGGGACCCCAACUAAUCUGACCCUGCCUCUCAAGUUUGUCUACAUCCACCAUACAUACGAGCCCGGCCAGCCCUGUACCACGUUUGAACAAUGUGCUGCAGACAUGAGGAGCAUGCAGAGAUUCCACCAGAAUGACCGUCAGUGGGAUGACAUUGGCUACAGCUUUGUGGCUGGCUCCGACGGCUAUCUCUAUGAGGGGCGUGGAUGGUUCUGGGUGGGUGCCCACACAAAGGGACACAACUCUUUGGGUUAUGGAGUAAGCUUUAUUGGCAACUACAUGGAAGAGAUUCCAGCAGGCUUUACUCUUUCUCUGGUCAAAGACAGUUUUACUACAUGUGGAGUUCGAAAAGGUCACCUCGUCCCCAACUAUACUAUACAUGGCCACCGACAGCUGGUGGCUACAAGCUGCCCGGGUGACGCAUUAUAUUCAGAGAUAUCAACCUGGAAACACUUCAAGGAUGUCCAGAAGAUUCACCAGCAGAAGUCUAAAUAGAGGAAGCGUUUAAGCAAUGAAGCCUGCAUCAGAUGGACAGGAUUUCUAGACUGUUACAAACUGUGUGAUCUUUUCAAAGCUGUAAUAAAAAGGGUGGAAAUUUAGAAAUGUG